This is a messenger RNA of Lepus europaeus (European hare), 8263 nucleotides long. RefSeq names its product mediator of DNA damage checkpoint 1 (gene MDC1). Gene Ontology annotation, biological process: positive regulation of transcription initiation by RNA polymerase II. NCBI's taxonomy places the organism in Eukaryota, Metazoa, Chordata, Mammalia, Lagomorpha, Leporidae. Gene Ontology annotation, cellular component: nucleus. Gene Ontology annotation, molecular function: protein binding. The record is from RefSeq and is a predicted model, not a curated record. The coding region runs from base 710 to 6949 and encodes 2079 amino acids. The transcript has 15 exons.
UUUUAGGCUUUGGAUUUUUAUUUUAGGAGCUUCCGUUUAGGAAAAUGUCCUCAAAAUGUCCGUCGGGGAUGUAUUCUCAGGAGGAAAUGACACGACUUCUACUGAACGAGCAAAAUCAAAAGGUAAUGAAAUUCCACUGCAGUGAGGAGCCCUCAAGUGCCACGCCUACGGGCUGUCCUCCAAACUGCAGCCUGGAGCCACGACUGCAAUCCGCAACCCAUUUGUUUCUCCUGAGUCAGCGGACACCAUGUCUGGGAGGACCGGAAAAGGGCGCUCUGGCCGGACCAGACGCGGCCGGCGACUGUAGUACAGAGACGCUCUAUCCACCGCCAGAAACUGGCGCCAGACUCUCUGGUCGCGGUUUGGAAGUCUGCGCGGGAAGUGGGCGGUGGGCCGUGAAACGGCAGUGGGCGGUCCCUUGGAGCUGGCCAAUCAGAAUGCGCUAUUUCGCGCGGCCUCCGAUUACUCUUCCUCAACUGAGCACUGUCUCCCGGGAGAUGCUUUCCUUUUGAACUGCAAGGGGACGGUUGGGGGAGGGGAUUCGAAUGUGCCGCCGCUCUGUGGGCGUCAUCAAAUCAACGUGCAGAACGGUCGUGAAAGACAGCGGCAAGAGCCAAUCAGAGAGCCGGGUCCCUUCCGGCGCACGCAUUCGCACCGCCCCGGUCGCGACCGUUACUGGUGGCGCGCGCGCGCGUACUCCAAGUAGAUCAUGGAAGACACACAGGCUAUUAUCUUGGAGACCGAAGACGAGGAGGACACAGAGCAAUCCAACCACAUUGCAGGAGGUGGAUUGGAGCCCGUAGGGCGACUGCGCGUCUUCAGCAGUACUCACGGACCAGAGAAAGAUUUCCCACUGUACCUCGGGAAGAAUGUAGUGGGCCGAAUGCCUGACUGCUCUGUGGCCCUGCAGUCUCCAUCCAUCUCCAAACAACAUGCAGUGAUUGAAAUCUUGGCUCAGGGCAAGGCACCUCUCCUCCACGACUGUGGGAGCCUCAAUGGUACUCAGAUCCUAAGGCCGCCUAAGGUCCUGAAACCUGGGGUGAGUCAUUGUCUCAAGGACCGGCAGUUGAUUCUCUUUGCUGACUUGCUCUGUCAGUACCAUCGCCUGGAUAUCCCCCUACCCUGUGCUCCCCAGGGCCCUCUAACUAUAGAGGAGACCCCCAGGGUACAGGGAGAAGCUCAACCUCAGAGGCUUCAAUUGGCUGAGGAUUCAGAGGAAGAAUUAGAUUCAAAGAGGUGUAUGAUGCAAGACUCAAGGAUCGCAUCCCCCUCUUUGGCAACAGUAGUACCAGAGAGUGAUGAAGAAGGGCUUUCUCCUGCCCUGGGUGGGCCUGCGCCAUCUUUUGGCUUCAGAUUGGACAGUGACACAGAUGAGGAAGAAGGGCAGCACCCAGUAGCAGAGGAGGCUUCCUCAGCUGCCAGAAGAGACACGACCACAGGAGCCAAGCUGCCUGAAGCCAAUGGCAUCACAGCUUUCACACCUGCCAUGAAAGAGACACACAACGGCACAGAAGUCCAGGGGAAGGCAAGCAACAGGCUGGCUCCAGAUGGGGAGAUUUUGGAGAGGAACCAAGCUCCUGAGGACACAGAUGCAGAUAAUGACAGCAGGCUUCCUGGAAGGCCCACUGCGGGCCACUUGGAAAGGGUCCAACCUUCUGGCUUCAUGGACAGUGAUACUGAUGUGGAGGAAGAGCAAAUCCCUGCAACCCCAGCUGUAGUUCCUGUGAAAAAGAGGCAAAUCUUCCGUGGAGUUGGUCCACAGGGCUCUGGAGCACUCGGCCUGCAACAUGUGCAAGAAAGCCAGGCUAGAGGUGACACCGAUGUGGAGGAGGACAAGGCCCCACUCGCUGUCCCUCUGGUGAGAAGCCAUGCCCCCAUGGUAAUCAACAGCGACACAGAUGAUGAGGAAGAAAUCUCGGCAGCGCUUACUCUGGCGCGUCUGAAAGAGAGCCCAGCUGUUAUAUGGAACAGAGAUGGAGAUGUGGAAGCAGGCAGGGCCCCGCCUGAGGUCCCUCUGCAGCAAAACCAAACCACCUCUGGGAGAGACAGUGACACAGACGUGGAGGAAGAGGGGCUGCCAGCAGACCGAACUGUUCCCAAUGGUCAUGCAGACAAGGAUGGAGCCAUAGUUACGGCACAGUCAAAGAUGGGCCCACCUACUCCUAACGACGGUGAUACAGAUGUGGAAGCAGGCACGAGCUCACCUGGGAUCCACCUGAAGAGAAGCCAAGCAUCUGCCCCAGUGGCCAUCAACACAGAACUGGAGGAGGAAGUGUCCCCAGGGCUGGCUGCUGUACAUCUACAGAAGCAUCAGGUGCCUGUGUUGGGGACAGAUCAAACCGAGGUGGAAGCAGAGGGUGGCCCAGCAGAACUGCCUGUGUUGCCUCCAGAGGGAGUCCAGCCUUCUCUAGCUGGAGACUGUGAGACAGGCACAGAAGAGGGCACAUCCUUAGCAGCCUCAGUAGUGGCAGAUGUAAGAGAGGGCCAGCUUCCAGCAGAUGGGGAUGCAGGAAUAGACCACACUACAGCUGAGCAGGAGAGAGCUCUGCAGUUGGAGGCACAGGGUAGGUCACCUAUGGCACAGGUAGAGCAGGACCUUCUCCCUGUCUCCAGCAGCAAUGUCACAGACCUAGUGGUGGACACAGGUACUCCAGGGCGAACCACCCAGUCACAAAGAGAGGGAGCCCAGUCCCCUACAGGAAAGCAGAGAGAGCUAUACAUGGGCGGGACCGAGGACUUGGAAGAAGACUCCGAUGAUUUUGAAGAUGUGGCGCUUCAAGCUACCCAGUGCUUUGUGGACAGGGACAAUCAGAGCGUGGAAGACCAGAAUUUGGAGGAUGAACCCACCCAGGCCUUCCUGUUGAAUCCACCUCCAGAGCCCGCAUCUUCCUCUUGCAGCUUUCAGAGCUCAGGUACCAUGGAUGUGUCCUGGGAGCUCAUGGCUACACAGCCAUUCUGUUCCACAGCGUCUGACACCUCUGAGACCCAGCCCAUUGAGGCCAACGGAUUCUGCCCAUCUCCAUCUAGAGCAAUACCACAAGACCAGCGUGCAGAGAGCCUACUACACACAGAGCCACUGUGUCAAGGCAGAGCGAUGCAAACUAUGGAGAAAGACAUGGGUACACCAAAAGAAACAGCAGAUAGAGUGACUCUUGAGAGAAGGCCAUUUGAGAGGGAAACCAACAAGCUGCCACCAGAAGGAGAGAAGGCAGCUACAGUGGGAAGAGGACAGUUCACCAGGGACGGAGAACAGGCACUAGCAGGAGACACUGGGAACCAAGAGUCUGACAAGAGGGAGGAAAGUGCAAGUCCUGAAAGGGAACAGGAGAGUUUGGAGGUAGCAAUGGAGACGAGUACAGAAGUACCAGAGAAAGAAAUAGAGAAGCAGACCCCUGCGGGAGAAGUAUCUGAGAGAGAGGCAGAGAGGCCUAAGCCAGAGAAAGAGUGUGAGCCAGCUCGGUUAGAAGUGACCCUGAUAAGAGGCCCCCAGAGAGAAGAGACGGAAGGAGGGAGCCAGGACCAGAGAGAGCAGGCCUCCAGGCCAAGACCACAGCCUGGACUUGGGGCAGGGGAUCUUCAGGGAAUUGAUUCAGUCCCUGUAGCUUUUGAGAGCCAGUCAGGUGGAGGAAGGGGAGCCUCAGAGAGCCCCAGGAGGCAGCUGAGAGGCCACUUGAAUUGCAAGAUGUCACCUGAUGAGAAGACUUCCAGGGGUGAUCCGGAAUCCCCAGACGCUUGUCUGCCUGAAGCCUCAACCCCACCCCCAACCCCCCUUAUCUCUCAGAGCCAAAAACAUCCUGCACCUCAGCCCCUUCUUCCUCCCUCCCCACCUUCUGUUGAGCCACCCAUUCUUAGGACCGGGCAAAAUGGAAGUCAGGAAGCUCCAGAAAUUCCCUUGUCCUCAGAGCUGGAGUCUGAAGUUAGGCCCCAGAAGUCCUCUCCAGUUUCCUCUGCUAUCCUUGAGCCUCAUCCUCCCACCCCCACAGAGCAGUCUGUCACCCCCAAGCUCCCAUCUCGGGCCACUCGGGGCAGGACACAUAGGUCCUAUGAUAAGACCCCCAAACCAGUGGAAUCCACUGCCCCUGACCUGCAGCCAUCCACCUCCACAGAGAGGCCUGUCACCACCAAGCCCACAUCUCAGGCCACUCGGGGACGAACACGUAGGGCCUCUGCCAAGACCCCUGAACCAGUUGAGCCUCCUGUCUCCACAGAUCAGUCUGUCACCCCCAAGCCUUCAACCAGGGCCACUCGGGGCAGGACAUGUAGGGCCUCUGCCAAGACCCCUGAACCAGUUGAGCCUCCUGUCCCCACAGAGCAGCCUGUCACCCCCAAGCCUGCCUUCAGGGCCACUCGGGGCAGGACAUGUAGGGCCUCUGCCAAGACCCCUGAACCAGUUGGGCCUCCUGUCCCCACAGAGCAGCCUGUCACCCCCAAGCCUGCCUUCAGGGCCACUCGGGGCAGGACAUGUAGGGCCUCUGCCAAGACCCCUGAACCAAUUGGGCCUCCUGUCCCCACAGAGCAGCCUGUCACCCCCAAGCCUUCCACGGGGGCCACUCUGGGCAAGACACGUAGGUCCUCUGAACCAGUUGAACCCAUAGUACCUGAAAUCCUCCAGCUGUCCACCCCCACAGAGCAUCCUGUCACCCCCAGGCCCACACCUCAGGUCACUUGGGGCAGGACACGUAGGUCCUCUGCCACGUCCCCCGAACCAGUUGGACCCACUGCCCCUGAUCUUGAGCCUCCUCUCUCCGCAGAUCAGCCUGUCACCCCCAAGCCCACAUGCCGGGUCACUCGGGGUAGGGAACAUCAGUCCUCUGCCAGGACCCCUGAACCAGUUGAGCCUCCUGUCUCCACAGAGCAGCCUGUCACUCCCAAGCCUUCAACCAGGGCCACUCGGGGCAGGACAUGUAGGGCCUCUGCCAAGACCCCUGAACCAGUUGAGCCUCCUGUCCCCACAGAGCAGCCUGUCAUCCCCAAGCCUGCCUUCAGGGCCACUCGGGGCAGGACAUGUAGAGCCUCUGCCAAGACCCCUGAACCAGUUGAGCCUCCUGUCCCCACAGAGCAGCCUGUUACCCCCAAGCCUGCCUUCAGGGCCACUCGGGGCAGGACAUGUAGGGCCUCUGCCAAGACCCCUGAACCAAUUGGGCCUCCUGUCCCCACAGAGCAGCCUGUCACCCCCAAGCCUUCCACGGGGGCCACUCUGGGCAAGACACGUAGGUCCUCUGAACCAGUUGAACCCAUAGUACCUGAAAUCCUCCAGCUGUCCACCCCCACAGAGCAUCCUGUCACCCCCAGGCCCACACCUCAGGUCACUUGGGGCAGGACACGUAGGUCCUCUGCCACGUCCCCCGAACCAGUUGGACCCACUGCCCCUGAUCUUGAGCCUCCUCUCUCCGCAGAUCAGCCUGUCACCCCCAAGCCCACAUCCCGGGUCACUCGGGGUAGGAAACAUCAGUCCUCUGUCAAGACUCCUGAGCAAGUUGAACCCACAGUCCCUGAUCUUGAGCCUCUUACCCCCACAGAGCAGCCUGUCACUCCCAGGCCCACAUCUCGGGCCACUCGAGGCAGGACCCUUAGGUCCUCUAUCAAGACUCCUGAACCAGUUGAGCCCACGGCCGCUAAUCUUGAGCCUCCCACUACUGUAGAGCAGCCUGUCACCCCUAAGGCCAUAGCUCAGAGUGAUCAGAGUGGGACACUAAGGUCUUCUACAUUAAAUGCUGUGCCAGUUCCUGCCCCCUCUGAAUUCCAGUCCACUGUCAGCACAGAGCAGCCUACCCUGGCGCCCAUUCCUCAAGCCAGUAACAGCAGGGGACAGAGGGCUAGAAGGAAGCACAGCUCCCCCAUAGCUCCCAUUAUCUACAAACCUUGCUCCGCACUCCCUGAACCUAAAUCCCAAUUAUCAAGCAACCAAAGACAAGGAGCAGUGAGAGCAGCUGAAUCCCUUGGGACUAUUCCUGAGCCUGCCUUUCCCCAGCUUCUUGGGGUACCCACCCAUGCUCCCCAGAUCCAAAAGGUAGAAGCAGCAGGCAUAUCCGGGGUCAUCCAAGAGACUCCGAAGACCUCUCCAAGCCACAAGAGGUCUUCAGCACCCAUGGAUUCACCCCCACUUCAAAAACGGCCCCGAAGAGGAGAAGUGUCCCAGAAGACGGUAUUCCCCAAGGAAGAGGAAGAGGAUAUGGUGGUUCCAGUGCCAGGCAAGAGAAAGAGAGACCAGGCAGAGGAAAAGCCCAAGGGAAUUCCAAGCUGCAGUCGUCGCCGAACCAAACCUCACCAACAAUCAGCAGCCCCCAAAGUGCUUUUCACAGGAGUCCUGGAUGUUCGCGGGGAGCAGGCGGUGCUGGCACUGGGGGGGAGUCUAGCCAGCUCGGUGGCAGAGGCUUCCCACCUGGUCACUGAUCGAAUCUGCCGCACGGUCAAAUUUCUAUGUGCCCUGGGGCGGGGCAUCCCCAUCCUUUCCCUGGACUGGCUGUAUCAGUCUCGAAAGGCUGGUUGCUUCCUGCCCCCGGAUGAAUAUGUGGUGACUGAUCCUGAGCAAGAGAAGAAUUUUGGCUUCCGCCUUCGAGACGCCCUGAGCCGGGCCCGGGAGCGAAAGCUGCUGGAGGGCUACGAGAUUCAUGUGACCCCUGGAGUCCAGCCGCCACCACCUCAGAUGAGAGAGAUCAUCAGCUGCUGUGGAGGCACCAUCUUACCUAGCAUGCCCCGGUCCUACAAGGAUCCUUUUAUCACCUGUGACUUCCUGUUUUCCCCAGCCUCAGAGAGUUGUGAUCACGUGUCCCCAGGACUUCCCUCGCUGCUCCGGUCCACUUCGCCUUGGUGUGCCUCUCCUCUCAUCCGAGUUCCUGCUGACAGGAGUGCUGAAGCAGGAAGCCACACCAGAGGCCUUUGUCUUCUCCACUUUGGAAUUGCCAUCUACCUGAAAAUCCCAGCAUUCUUUUCAGUCCCAAACCAGUAAAGUAUUGUGGAAUAAAAGACUCAGGGCUUUAGAAAGGUUUGGGGUGUGCUGGUAGGACUUGUCCUGGAACUACAGUAGGACUAGAAAGAUUUAUGGAUAAACAGCAAGAUAGGGAGAUUCUUUGGGGACCACAGAUUUUCAAAAAUGGCUAUUAAUCUAUUAAUGUCAUGCUCAGCUAUCCUAACUCACUCACUAUUCAUCUCUAGCCAUACUGAUAUUAAUGUUCCAUGGCACACAGGUGUCCCAUCUCCCACUGGCAAGCCAUCUCAUCCUACUGGGAUUCUAUCCAUCCUCUAAAGACAGAGGGACAAUUUUGGUGUCAGGGACCUGAAGGGAUAUUUGGAGUGAGUAGAUUGGAGGGUGCAGUUACAGAACGCUGCUAAAAUAUUUUCCUCACUUCUGGCCUCACAUGGUUAGAAGGAACCUUUAACUUUGACUUUGAGCAAGUCUCUGCACUUUUCUGCCCUGGUUUUUCAGUAUUUAUAAAAUGACAGCUUAGGUUUGAUCUCUGUCACAAAUAAAUAUUCACUCUGUGCCUUAUGGUGUAGUGCAAUUUUUUUAAAUGUCUGGGUCUUUUAAAUAAAUAGUUACAAAUUUGUUUUAACAUCUACUUAGGGCAUAUUAUAUACUACUUUAAGUUUUUAAGUUGGUUGAUUUCAAAAAUGUGGAGAAAUUAGAACUCCUAUAUGUUGCUGGUGGGAGUGUAAAAUGGUUCAGUCUCCACAGUAAACCGUUUGAUGGUUUCUCAAGUCAGACAUAAAAUUACCAUAUGACCCAGCAAUUCUGCUCCUAGGUAUAUAUCCAGAACAAUCAAAAACAGACUUGAAACAAAUACUUAUAUGUGAAUGUUCAUAUUAUCACUUUUCACAAUAGCUAAGAGAUGGACAACACAGAUGCUCAUCAAAAGAUUAUUGGGUAAACAGUUUAAUAUAUCCAUACAAUAGAAUAUUAUUCAGCCAUUUUUAAAAAGAGAUGAAGUUUUGAAAUUGCUAUAGUAUUUUGAAUAUUUUGCUAAGUGAAAGAAGCCAGACACAUAAGGAAACAUUGUAAGAUUCCACUUUAUGGAAUAUCCAGAAUAGGUAAAACCAUAGACUAAGAAAAAAUGGGUGGUUCCCAGAGGCUGGGAAGAGAGAAAAAUGUGGAUUAACUGUAAUGGGUAUAGGGUUUUAUUUUGAGUUGAUGAAAAAGUUUUGGGACUAGAUACAAGUGAUGGUUAUAUACAUUGCAAAUGUACUAAAUGCCAGUCUUUAAAGUGAUUAAUUUUAUGUUGUAUAUAUCUGACUUCAAUAAAAAAAAGUGUUAAUUAGUUUUGUA